This is a messenger RNA of Sardina pilchardus (European sardine), 3004 nucleotides long. RefSeq names its product DEAD/H (Asp-Glu-Ala-Asp/His) box helicase 11 (gene ddx11). The transcript is spliced from 27 exons. Gene Ontology annotation, molecular function: DNA binding; hydrolase activity, acting on acid anhydrides, in phosphorus-containing anhydrides; DNA helicase activity. NCBI's taxonomy places the organism in Eukaryota, Metazoa, Chordata, Actinopteri, Clupeiformes, Clupeidae. Gene Ontology annotation, cellular component: nucleus. The coding region runs from base 177 to 2870 and encodes 897 amino acids. Gene Ontology annotation, biological process: establishment of sister chromatid cohesion; nucleobase-containing compound metabolic process. The record is from RefSeq and is a predicted model, not a curated record.
ACGUAUUUUCCAGACAGUUUUGGUUUAGCCACAAGACCUGCAAGUAUAUCCUUUCUUGUCAAUUUUAUGAAAGCUGUUGUAUUGUACUCCCCUGCCGAAUCGAUCGACACACGUCUUUGAUAGCCUUCGAUAACCUAACGUUAGGUGUUUAGAUUGUGACAGACACCUAGCAGGCUAUGGAGGACAUGGAGAGCGACACGGGAGGCUUCCCCUUUCCCUUCCAACCAUACCCGAUUCAGGAGCAGUUCAUGGAAGCUUUGUAUGCUACACUGGAUCAAGGCAAGGUCGGCAUAUUCGAAAGCCCUACAGGCACGGGCAAGUCUCUAAGUCUGAUCUGCGGGGCUCUUACCUGGCUGAGGGAUUACGAGACCAAGAAGAGAGAGGAAGCAGCCAGACUUCUGAGAGAGGAGGAGGAAGAGAAGGAGAAGGAGAAAGUGUCCAAGGCACUGACAAGCUCAGGCUCCACUGAACCUGACUGGAUCACUGACUUUGUGCAGAAGAAAGCAGAGAGGGAUCAGGUGAACAAACUCAAGGAUGAAGAGAUGAGACGGAAGAGAAGAGAGGAGAAGUUGGAGAUGAUCCGGCACAAUGCACAGCUCAAGUAUGCUCUGAAGAGGAAGACUGAAGAAGAUGAUGAGAUCACUAAGAUGAUGCAGGAGACUGGGCGAGACCCAGGAGAGCCAGCUCAGGACCCUGAGGAUGAGGGCCUCAUUGUGGCCGAAUACGAGAGCGAUGAAGAAUCCACUCCCAAAAACAAGUUAUGUGACGAUGAUGAGCUGGAUGACUUGGAGGAAGAACAUGUGACAAAGAUUUAUUACUGUAGCAGAACACAUUCUCAGCUGGCCCAGUUUGUGCAUGAGGUCCAGAAGAGUCCAUUUGGACCUACAGUCACCCUCGUCAGCCUUGGCUCCAGACAGAAUCUGUGUAUAAACCCAGAGGUGCUGCGUUUGGGGAGCACUCCACUGAUUAACGAAAGAUGUAUGGAGAUGCAGAAGAACAAGCACGACAAGCCAGAGAAGCCGGCAGAGGACGAAGCCAAGCGUCGCCGUGGCGUUGCCAAGGCGACAUGCCCAUUCUCAGGAUUUGAGAAAUUGAUGACGAUGAGGGAUAAAGUGCUAGCGGAGGUCCGAGACAUCGAGCAGCUGGUGCACCUGGGCCGCAAAACACACACAUGUCCUUACUACAGCACCCGCAAGGCCAUACCUGCUGCACAGCUGGUGGUGUUGCCUUACCAGACACUGUUGCAUGCUGGGACACGGCGGGCCUCCGGCAUCCAUCUGAAGGAUCAGGUGGUCAUCAUUGAUGAGGCCCACAACCUCUCUGACACACUCACCUGCAUCCAUAGCACAGAAGUGACAGGGGCACAGCUCUGCAGAGCACACUCGCAACUCACUCAGUACUGUGACCGCUACAGGAGCCGCCUGAAAGCAAAGAACCUCAUGUACAUCAAGCAGAUCUUAUUUGUGUUGGAGGGGCUGGUACGCACUCUUGGAGGAAAAGUGGGACAGAAUCCAAACAGUCAGAGCACUCAGUCAGGCACUGAGCUGUUCACUAUCAAUGACUACCUUUUCAAAGCCCAGAUUGACAACAUCAACCUAUUCAAGCUGCAGAGGUAUUUUGAGAAGAGUAUGAUCAGCAGAAAGCUGAGUGGUUUUGCUGAGCGUUAUGAAGGUGUUGGUGUGACAUCACAUACACAUGCUAACAAGGAAAACCGUCGGACUGAGGGCCUCGGCCGGUUCCUACAGGGUCUGCAGAACAAAGCCAGCACAGUUCCCAUUGAAGACCAGAAGGGAGCAGAAGAGAACAAGCCCAGUCUGACGUCUCCAUUGAUGCUGGUGGAGAGCUUCCUGUCUGGCCUGACCAGCGCCAACAAGGAUGGAAGAGUGGUGAUACAGAGACAGGGGUGUGUAGCCCAGUGUUCGGUGCGUUUUCUGCUGCUGAAUGCAGCGCUGCACUUUGCUGAGGUGCUGAGAGACUGCAGAGCUGUCAUCAUCGCUGGAGGCACCAUGCAACCUGUGGCUGACUUUAAGGAACAGCUGCUUCUUGCUGCUGGAUUGACACAGGAGCGAAUCACAGAGUUCUCCUGCGGUCACGUGAUUCCUCCGGAGAAUAUUUUACCCAUAGUUCUGUGCGCAGGACCAUCGGGGCAGGAGCUGGAGUUCACCUUCCAGACGAGAGACACUCCUAAGAUGAUGGAGGAGACUGGCCGCGUUCUCUCUAAUCUGUGCAACGUAGUUCCAGGGGGCGUUGUGUGUUUCUUCCCUUCUUACGAAUACGAGAGGAAGAUUCUAGAAUUCUGGGAAAGCACCGGAGUCCUCCAGCGAUUGGCUGCCAAGAAGAAGAUCUUCCAGGAGCCAAAGAAGGCCAAUCAGGUUGAGCAGGUGUUGUCUGAAUACUCCAGGUGUAUUCAGCGUUGCCUCACUUUCACUACUCCAAGUGGCCAGACGGGGGCGCUACUCUUCUCUGUGGUUGGAGGGAAGAUGAGCGAGGGGAUCAACUUCUCAGAUGAUCUUGGCAGGUGUAUCGUGAUGGUGGGAAUGCCGUACCCCAACAUUAAGUCACCUGAGCUGCUGGAAAAGAUGGCUUACCUGGACAAGAACAUGCCACAUAUAGGGGGCCGGAGUCCUGGCAGGGCAUUGGUGGAGAACCUCUGCAUGAAAGCCGUCAAUCAGUCCAUAGGCAGGGCCAUUCGUCACCGCGGCGACUACGCCUGUGUGGUUCUGCUGGAUCGCCGGUUCUCACGUCCCGCCACACUACAGAAGAUUCCGGAGUGGAUUCGCAGGAGCACGCAGACACACAACAGCUUCGGACCGGCCUUCGCCAGUAUCAGGAAGUUCUUCCUGGAGAAGAGGCAAAAACAGCUGAACUGAGAGGAAGAAAUGAGAUCUGUGUGUGUGUGUGUGUGUGUGUGUGUGUGUGUUCUUCGCCGUCUGUUUUAUUAACUGUUGCUGCUGAAAGAUAUUUGUUGUUGAAUUGGUUGUGAUCCAUCCCAUAAUAAACCAGA